Messenger RNA from Chaetomium fimeti, 2064 nucleotides. RefSeq lists its product as uncharacterized. The transcript is spliced from 3 exons. NCBI's taxonomy places the organism in Eukaryota, Fungi, Ascomycota, Sordariomycetes, Sordariales, Chaetomiaceae. The coding region runs from base 1 to 2064 and encodes 687 amino acids. The record is from RefSeq and is a predicted model, not a curated record.
AUGGGAACCCCGAACACGACAACCCCGGGCAAGAGGUCUUCGGAAGAUGCGGCAUCUGACCGUUUCAACGAGUUCAUGUGCGAGCGCAUGCCGAGCAAUAACAGCGAUGGGGUGGCUAUCAACUUCACGGACUUGAACUGGAGGGACUUGACGGAAGCCGACGAGCGUAGGGUUCACCAAAGGAUUACGGACUGGGUGAACUCACCGUCUCGUCUAGUUAAUCUCAACCAAGUCAACAACCGGCUUCUCGACUUCCUAGCGAGAGCACCGUCGGUCUCAAGAACCCCAUCUGUAUCUUCGACCACAACGUAUGAUAGCGAGGAUGAACUCCAGUGCGUCAUUCUAGAAGAAACCCUGGCAUACAAUAGCCUUGUUGCUGACGGUGGUCGGCCAUGCUAUCGGUUCGACUUGCUCGAGAACGUUACCAGAGCCCCUGAGGAGCACCGCGACAUGUUGCGCGCUUGGGGUUCCGAGAACGACUGGAUGGUAUACACGAAGCAGUUCCAUCGAUGGAAAAAGUUUCGCAGCUGGCAGGAAGACAACCGUGGAAUUCUCAAUAUAGGGGUCGACUUUGAGAAGUCCCAAGCACGGCAUGCCACUUGGGACAGGAUGCGAGGGCGUGAACCGGAGCGCAGCGAUCCGGAGUGGCAGGCGAAUCACCUCAAUAUGGUGACCAACCAACGAAAACAUGAGCAUCGCCGCUUUGUCGAAAGUGGUGUGGCCAAAAUGAAGGGCGAAAACAGGUUCUCGAUCUACGUCCAGGCGGCACGAACCCGCCUGAAACGCCACGACUUCACACGAGAAUUCCAGCCGGCCCAAGACCACUUACACCAGGACGAGUUGACGACUUGGAUCGAGUAUCUAAACUACGAGUACUGGGCUUACGAUAAAUUCGCUGCCAGAGCGGAUCGGCUUCAGCCAGAGUACGAGCAAGCCCUCAAAGAUCUCCUUGGUGGAGAGGUACUCUUACCCGGCGAGACGAUCGAAUCCGUCGUUGAUUUUCACUAUCGUUUACAGCUCAACCGCGACAAGUAUCAGGCCGAACAGGCUAUGAAGAACGCCGAAUCCAACCUUGCAGCUAGGCAGGAGGCGUUGGAUAACACCGGUAAAGACGCGCGUCACCUCGCUCAGGACAUUUCAUUGAAGCAACUCCAAAAGAGGUUAAAGGAAGCCGUCGAAGCUUUCACGGCCCUUGAGGCACGCGACCGUCUCAUAGAAAUCUUUUUCAAGGCCUACAAGCCCUACAAGCUCGCCAGGAAUAAGGAAGAGGCCCAUAAACUCAUUUUGAAAUGGAUUCUUGACCAGAUGCCUCUCGUCGAAGCGGAGUUGGCGGAACGCAAAUAUGCUACCACGCCCGGCGGAACAAGAACAAGGCGGCCCAGUCACGAGGGGAACCCGGACGGUCCAGAUUCUCAGAGGCAUGUGCCUCGCACACCGACGCCUCAAGAGGUCGUGCCCGCACCAGAGCCACCGAGGCAGACUCAUUCCUCGUCCGGCUCAAAGAAAGCACCGAGCGACGCCGACAAUGACAACAAAGAAGCCGAAGAGGCGGCCGCCAAAGGGCCCGGGCCGGGCGACCAAGCUGUCCGAGGGGCUCAGCCCGCGUCGGAGUUGCAUGAGCAGGCGGUAUCUUCAACCAUGAUCGGCCUGAAAAGAGCACGGAGCGAUAAUGACAACGAGGAAGAAUCCGAAGCACCAGCAGCCAAGAAGCUUAAGCUGGACGCGGAAGCUGUCCGAGGUCAUCAGGCUGGACAGGAGAUACGACGCACCGGGAAAGUGCGCGCUCCGGAGGCCGAAAAUGCCGAAGCUGCACUCAGCCACCAAGCCGCGAGGGAACGAGAAACACAAAGAUCAACGGGCACCGGGCCCGCCGCCGCCGCCAGGCGGCGCCAUCAGACUCGGCUGGCAACCAGCCGCGCCGGACAGGCGGCAGGUGUCAAAACGACCGAAACUUUGUCGGAGUCUGUGCCUAAGCGUGUCACCCGGGCGAGCAAGAAGAAGCCGGCGAAGAAACCGGAGCCAAAGAGGGUUCAGCCAAAGAGGGCCCGGCCCAAAAAAGCCUAG